Molecule: messenger RNA, 630 nt
Organism: Odobenus rosmarus divergens (Pacific walrus)
Lineage: Eukaryota; Metazoa; Chordata; Mammalia; Carnivora; Odobenidae
Gene: FCER1G
Product: Fc fragment of IgE, high affinity I, receptor for; gamma polypeptide
Exons: 5
Coding region: 68-328 (86 amino acids)
Biological process (GO): T cell differentiation involved in immune response; regulation of platelet activation; Fc-gamma receptor signaling pathway
Cellular component (GO): Fc-epsilon receptor I complex; external side of plasma membrane; membrane
Molecular function (GO): IgG binding; IgE receptor activity
Source: RefSeq, a predicted model, not a curated record
CACAGCUGCGCAGUGGUGGCAAAGCGUCCGAUCCCCGGCUCACGGCCCUUCAAUCCCCCGGCCCAAGAUGAUUCCAGCAGUGGUCUUGCUCUUACUCCUUUUGGUUGAACGAGCAGCCGCACUGGGAGAGCCUCAGCUCUGCUAUAUCCUGGACGCCAUCCUGUUUCUGUACGGUAUCGUCCUCACCCUGCUCUACUGCAGACUUAAGAUCCAGGUGCGGAAGGCAGCUAUAGCCAGCUACGAGAAAUCAGAUGGCAUUUACACGGGCCUGAGCACCCGGAACCAGGAGACUUAUGAGACCCUAAAGCAUGAGAAACCAGCCCAGUAACUUUAGAACAGAUGCCCUUGGCCACCUCCUUCCCCUCCUGGUUCUCCUCCUGGCCCUCAGGUCGGCGUCUCCUUUGCCUCCCGUUAAAGCCAGCUGGCCACCUCUUUAAUGAUGCUAUGUCCCCCAUUACUGCGCACCCAGUGGUUCUUCCUCCCCACCGAAGACCUCCGUUCAGAUGCUAAUCAUUAAUGUUUAUAUUCUAAUCUCACCGCCUUUCCCCACCCUUCUCUUUCCCGUCUCCCACUCCCACUCAACAAUGGAAAGAGAGUACCGCCAAUAAAGCCGCCGCAGCCUGGACUCUA